This is a messenger RNA of Pecten maximus, 1077 nucleotides long. Its product is annotated as homocysteine S-methyltransferase YbgG-like. The transcript has 7 exons. Lineage: Eukaryota; Metazoa; Mollusca; Bivalvia; Pectinida; Pectinidae. Gene Ontology annotation, biological process: S-methylmethionine cycle. Bases 146 to 1075 code for a protein of 309 amino acids. The record is from RefSeq and is a predicted model, not a curated record. Gene Ontology annotation, molecular function: S-adenosylmethionine-homocysteine S-methyltransferase activity; zinc ion binding.
GGAGUUGUCCUUCUUUAACCUGAUAACACGGGAAAUAAACGCACUUGACUUAUAUACUGGAUCCUGGUGUAUAUUCAUUGUCAUCCUUCCCCUACAAACAACACACACAGCACGAGUUCGACAACAAACUAGCUUUAGGCCUACGAUGGCCAGCCCCACAAGUGGCGAUGUUCUCAUCCUCGACGGUGGCUCGGCCACUGAACUCGAACGAUUGGGUGAAACAUCGAUCAACGCGGAUCCAUUAUGGUCAGCCUGUCUGCUUCAUUCUAAUCCGGAGCGUAUCAAACAAGCCCACAAGAAUUUUAUCGAAGCCGGUUGUGAUGUGGUUGUCACGGCAACCUACCAGGCUUCUGUUGCGGGCUUCUGUCAGGAACUCAAGAUAACUGAAGACGAGGCUUUCCGUCUGAUGGCUGACGGGACAAAGAUCGCGAGAGAUGCAUGGCGGGAAGUUUCUGAGAGCACACGUGCAGGGAGUAAGUGUUUGGUGGCAGGCUCCGUUGGUCCCUAUGGGGCGUGUCUACACGACGGGUCAGAGUACACGGGGAAAUACAUGGACAAUGUGUCUAAACAGGACCUAAUUGACUGGCAUCGCCCACGUGUUGAGGCCUUGUUGGACAGUAAGGUAGAUAUCCUGGCAAUAGAAACGAUUCCAGCUGUAGAAGAGGCUGAGGCUGUUCUUGACCUCCUCCAGGACUACCCAGGGGCCAAGGCAUGGGUGACCUUUACUUGUAAGGACGAAUGUAACACUUGCCACGGAGAGAAGUUCUCGGACGCCAUAGAAAGGGUUGCUAAGCGACAAGGCGUGGAAGCCGUGGGCGUGAACUGUACCGCCCCACAGUUCAUAUCACCGCUUCUCAAAAGUAUACAGCAUCUGAACCUCUCCAUACCAAUCAUCGUCAAACCCAACAGUGGCGAAGACUGGGACACGGGGAUAGGAUUCUAUAACAGAGAGAAAUGUAUGUCUGUGGUCUCUUUGGUUAACGAAUGGAAGGAACUUGGAGCCACGUGGAUCGGAGGAUGUUGUCGAAUAUACCCGUCAGAGAUUGCGGACAUUAAACAAAAAUUGAAAACCUGAAA